This is a messenger RNA of Pteronotus mesoamericanus, 1675 nucleotides long. RefSeq names its product family with sequence similarity 131 member C (gene FAM131C). The record is from RefSeq and is a predicted model, not a curated record. NCBI's taxonomy places the organism in Eukaryota, Metazoa, Chordata, Mammalia, Chiroptera, Mormoopidae. Bases 231 to 1070 code for a protein of 279 amino acids. The transcript has 7 exons.
CCCCGACACACACCAAUCCGCGGUGCUGGCAGCAGCUGGCGCGGAAGGCGGCGGCGGCGGCGGCGGCGGGGACCGAGCUGAGAGGCGGCCGAGCAGAGAGGAACCCCUGCCCCUUCCCCUCCCGCCCUUCCCCUGCGCCCGGGCCACGCGCGAGCCCCAGGCUGCGGAGACAUGAUCGCCCGGCGGUCCGACGCACCCAAGGCGCAGCGCCCCGGCCCCGCGGCCCCGUGAUGGGCUCCUGUGUGUCGCGAGAUCUGUUCACAAGUGUCCAUAAGGAUUGCCCCAUGCCCCAGGGCACAGAGCCCCUGAGCCCAGACCUGCCCUCCAGCCUCCCACCCACCGUUGUUCCAGACUAUGUCUCCGGCAAGGACAAACAGAUGGAUUUCUGUUGGGAUCCUUGGCAGAGGUGCUUCCAGACCACCAACGGCUACCUAUCUGGCUCCAGGUCCUGCUCCAGCAACUACAAUGUGGCAGCCCUGGCCACCUCGUCCCUUGUGGGGGUGGUACAGAGCAUCAAGGACCACAUCACGAAGCCCACGGCCAUGGCGCGUGGCCGCGUGGCCCACCUCAUCGAGUGGAAGGGCUGGAGCGCGCAGCGGUCGGGCUGGGCACCAUCCCCAGCCGAGCAGGAGCACUACUGCUGCCUCCCGGACGAGCUGCGGGAGGCCCGCUUCGCCGCAGGGGUCGCUGAGCAGUUUGCCAUCACGGAGGCCACACUGAGCGCCUGGUCCUCGCUGGACAACGAGGAGCUGCGCCCUGAGAAUGACCCCCAGGACGCCGUCCAGCUGCAGGACCUGGACAGCAUCUACCUUCAGGACAGUCUUCUGAGCGGCCCCUCGCAGGAUGACAGUCUUCUGGCCUUCUCCCCCUGUCUCUCCCCUGACGGCUGGCCAUCCCCCGAGGAACCCCCCAUCACGGUGGCUGCCCCCCGGCCCCCUAGCCCCGAACAGCAGCACCGGCGGCGCCUGCCCGGGGGCCUGGGGCCCGAGGGCGGGGCCGGCCUGCAGGGCUCCCCGCCCUCAGUGGACAGUGGCUCCCUCUCGGAGGAGGACGAGGUGUUCUAUAACUGAGGCCUGCUCACCCCGGGACCUCGCCUGGUGGGCAGCUUGGGCCUAGCAGGACGUCGUCGGGUCAGGCUGGGCCUCUCUUCACCCCUCCGGGCAGGCACGGACAGGGAGGCAGGGACGGGAGGCCAGCAUUCCUCGUGGACCGCUCUGUGCCUCGGACCUGCCCCCAGCAGGGGGAGACAUAAUCCCCCUUCUCCCUCCUUGGCUCAUGCGGGCACCUUCCCCCGCGGGGUCUCUGCCAUGGGCGAGCUCAAGGACUCGGCAGACACUAGGGCAGGCCACCCAGCGGAGCCAACAGCCAGGCCCCCGGGCAGACAACUUGGAAAGGGCCUGGGAGACCCACUUGGAGCGGGGCCUGGGGACCCUGCCUUGAUCCCAGAGCUCAGUCCCUCCCCUCCCUCUGUUGCUUCUGGCCCCCCUCCCAUCAGAGGGCGGGUAGCCUCUUCCGGUAGCUAAGCAUCUGCUCCUAGGCUGUCACCACAAGGACACCUGUCCCAUGGACUGUCCGUCUGUCCCUCACUCUCUGAACCCGGGUGCCGCUGCUCCCCCACUUGCACCCUCCGUCCAUCUCCCUGAAAGUUCUCUGAAGACAUUAAAGUGGUGGAUUC